AUGGAACAAUUUGAACAAUAUGACAAGGGCGAACUAUUGCGAGAUCGAUAUCUUAAAGUCAAUGAUAUAAGUGAAGGCUCGUAUGGAUUAGUAUCCGUCGCCAAAGAUACGCGUAAUAAUAACUGUUUGGUUGCUGUUAAAUUCAUCUAUCCGGUUGAUUAUAAAAAGGAACAUAAACUUCUUGAAACUACAUCAAGACCAUCCUCAAGUCCUGCCAAAAUGAGAAAUAAUGGAAGCAAACAAGAUGAAUCUGAUAGUCAUGAUCUGCAACAAAAUUCCAAUGUCAGUAAACCAAAAAGAGAAUCCAUUUUCAAUACCUUAUAUAAUGAGGCACAAAAGGAAAUCAAGUUUCAUAAAAUCCUUGGUGAUCAUCCUCAUAUUUCUAAAUUGUAUGAUCAUUUUGAUACUUGUUUGAUUUUGGAAUUCUGUUCCCGAGGCGACUUGUAUGAAGCAAUUCAUAGUGGUAAUGGUCCGGUUACAACUCCAGAUAUCAAAGAUGUUUUCCAACAAAUCCUAACUGCAGUUGAUUAUUGUCAUUCUCGUGGGGUUUAUCAUCGUGAUUUGAAACCAGAGAAUAUUUUAAUUGCUGAAGAUUGGUCCAUUAAGAUUUGUGAUUGGGGGUUAGCUACAACCUCGAAAAUUGUCACAAACAAAGAUGAAUUUGAUAUUGGAUCAGAAAGAUAUAUGGCUCCAGAAUUGUUUGAUAAUAAUUUAGAAUCUUAUGAUGCUUCCAAAAUUGAUAUUUGGUCCGUUGGAGUCAUUUUGUUAACCUUGGUUUUCCAUAAAAAUCCGUUUCAAGUUGCAAAUUAUUCUGAUAAAAGAUUUAUUCAAUUUGUUAACAACAGGGAAGCGUUAUUUGAUAUUUUUUCGACUAUGAGCGGUGAUUUAUUUUCAGUAUUGAGAUUUAGUUUAACCAUUGAUCCUGAUAAUAGAGAUUUAAAGGGAUUUUUGGAUGAAUUGAUGCUGUUACGGUACUUUACUAUCGAUGAAGAAUAUUGGGCCAGUGAAUAUGAUGAUGACGAUGGCGAAUUAGAAGAAGAAAGACAAGGAAGAGGUGAUGGUGAGUAUUAUGAGGAUGAUGAUAACAAUGACCACAAUGAAGAAGAAGAAGAAGAAGAAGAUCUGGAAGAAUUUGGGUUUUUCGAUGAGUAUGAAGACAAGUUAUCGGUUUCACCUCAAAAAUUAGUGGAAAUCAAGGCUACUCCAGCAACACCAACAACACCGAUUUCUAAUGGAGCUAUGGCUAAUCAAGAACUGGAAAAUAUUCCAGCUCCUCAAGUUUAUGUUCAUAAAUCUAGUUUGCCAAAAUCACCAGUUGAUAACUCACCACCAAUGCCUCAUAAUCGUAGAGCUGAUGCAUUGUUAUCUACAAAUACUGAUUUGAAACCUAUACCAAUACAUGGAACUGCUGGAUUCAAGUUCCAUCGUAAUACCAGGAAACCAUUGAAUGUUGCUUCAUAUAAUCAAAACUCGUACAUGAUGAACAAUCGUUUUAAUAAUACCGGAAGUACUGGUUUCAAUACUAAUUACAAUGGUAACAGUUAUAAUAAUAACAACCAUAAUAACAAGUUUAACCGAGAAGAUUUUUUCACUCCAAAAUCGGUUUUCAAUCAUUAUUUGGACAAAUAUGGAGAACAGAAAUUUGGUAAGCAAUCUUCAUUUGCGGAUGGUUAUAAAAAACAUUCACCUCCUCAACGAUACAAAAAGAGAACUUGGAAAAAGAAUAAUAAUCAUAAACGUAAAACCGGGUAUCAUCAACAACAACAUGUAUACAAUCAGUAUCCACAUUCUACAAAUAAUGAUUCCCAUAAUCAUCACCGGGGUAAGAGAAAAUCUAGACUGUAUUCUACAUCUAAAUUGAAAAGAAGUGUCAUAAAUGGUGGUAAUAAUACUAAUGCCAAUGGAGGCGCUCCAGACACUUUGACAUCAAAUUAUCCUGCAUUACAUCAUGGAAGUACAAUGGGUCAAAUUGUUAAUGGUAGUGCCAAUGGUAAUGGCAAUGUUGGAUCCAAUAUAUCUAAUUCUGGGAAAUAUAUCCCACCUUAUUUGAGAUCGCCAACUUAUCAAAAAUCACCAGCAAUUGAACCAUUAAAUGAAGACUUGGAUCAUUUGAAUUUGAAUAAUGAUUACGAUGAAGUGUUCCAUUUGGAAGGAGAUUUUGACAUACCAAGAAAUGGUGAUAAUGAUAAUCAAUAUGGAAAUCAUAUAGACGAUAUUGGUAAUGGUCAUCAUGAUUAUCAUUUGAAUGUUGCAGGCGAUUUUCUGCACAAGAGGAAUUCAAAGCCUGAAGCAGGGUUUAUUCAUCUGCAUCACCCAAGUACUGCAACUACUACACCUGGAGUAAAUGCUCAAGGUCAAGCUCACGGUCAAGCUGGUCAUGGUAGAAGAAACUCUACUUCUUUUUCUACUUCGUGGAUGUUGAAUGGCAAUAGAAGAGCAGGAGCAAUUUUUGGUAAUGAAUUAUCAUUGACUUCAAAUAAUACCAACUCAUUGCCGAACCAAACAAAUUCAGUUAAUGGUGGUAAUAUCAACACUAACAACAAUGGUAAAUAUGUUCCACCAUUUAGAAGAAAUUCAGUUUCAUCAUCACAUGGUGCUGCAAAUGGUACUGGUACAAAUGUUGCUGGUGCUACUGGAAUUGCCUCGUUUAGAAAAUCGGUUAAUGAAAGAAAAAAUAGUUUAGAAUUUGCCAAUGGCAACGGCGGUUCUAGACCCGUUUCCAGUCCUUUGACAGAAUUAAAGAAUCAUCAUCAAAGCCAUGUUCAAGAAGUCAAUAAAAAUCGCUUUGAUAAGCUGAUUCCUGUUGGUCUUGAAUUGGUUUCUUCAUUUAGAAAAGAUUGGUGUGAUUAUGAUUAA
Molecule: messenger RNA, 2856 nt
Organism: Candida dubliniensis CD36
Lineage: Eukaryota; Fungi; Ascomycota; Pichiomycetes; Serinales; Debaryomycetaceae
Gene: KSP1
Product: putative serine/threonine protein kinase
Exons: 1
Coding region: 1-2856 (951 amino acids)
Biological process (GO): protein phosphorylation; intracellular signal transduction
Molecular function (GO): ATP binding; protein serine/threonine kinase activity
Source: RefSeq, a predicted model, not a curated record